Molecule: messenger RNA, 375 nt
Organism: Aspergillus bombycis
Lineage: Eukaryota; Fungi; Ascomycota; Eurotiomycetes; Eurotiales; Aspergillaceae
Exons: 3
Coding region: 1-375 (124 amino acids)
Biological process (GO): positive regulation of translational elongation; positive regulation of translational termination
Molecular function (GO): ribosome binding; RNA binding; translation elongation factor activity
Source: RefSeq, a predicted model, not a curated record
AUGUUCGUCGUUAUUAACGGCCGGCCGUGCAAAAUCGUUGAUAUUUCAAUCGAUGCGAGCCAGUUUUUGACAUAUGUGAAAGGUCUGGACAUUUUUACUGGCAGGGAGCUUGAAUUGGAGUCUGGUUCUGGCGAUUUCGUCCAUGUCCCAAACGUGUUGCAACAUGUGUAUUCACUUGUCAAUGUCGAUGAGGGGUUCCUAAACUUGAUGGACAUUGAGGGUAACCCGAAAGACAAUGUCAAGGUACCUCCUGGCGACCUUGGUUCGCAGAUUGUGAACGACUUUAAUGACGGCAAGGAACUCUUGAUUACUGUUCUGUCGGCCAUGGGCGAGGAAGCUGCCGUUGCAUGUAGGGAGGCUCCAAAAGGCACAUAA